AUGCCGUCCAAACAACCCCAGAUGUCAUUGUUUCAGGUAUACCUUCGACUACGCCCGCCCAUGACCGAAAGGCACGAUGAGUCCGAACGAUUCCUCGCUGUCGAGACCCCCGAAGCACAAGAAGACGUCGAAAUUGUUGCGCCAGUCCCAACGCAUGUCACAUUACAACCUCCCAAUGAUUCACGGAAGCGCGCGAUCGAGAAAUUUGGCUUUACAAAGGUUUUUGAGGAGAGCGCCACUCAGCUCGACAUUUUCCAUGACACAGGGAUGGAGUCCCUAGUGAGGGGCGUGUUGAAAGAAGGCCGUGAUGGAUUAGUAGCAACAUUGGGAGUAACUGGCAGUGGAAAGAGCCACACUAUUUUAGGAUCCAAAUCGCAACGCGGAAUCACACAAAUGGCCCUGGAUGUUAUUUACCGAUCACUACAACCCACUCUCAAAACCGAUGAUGGCAACAUUACUCCCAUGAUGCUUGCGUCGCUUGCAGGCUCAGAUGCCUCCGAGGCACAGAUAUUUUCGGCCCAGACAUUCCUAGAAGCUGUGUACGGUGAACCCACAGGAGGCCGUGGCUCAAGGGCCCAGACUCCCAUGAGCCCUUCUCGUGCACACACUCCACUGACGGUACGGAACCCUGACCCCCCAAACCCCCAAGGAUCGCCGAUCAAGCGUCCAACAACUCCUGGAUCAGGUCUUCCAAGACCAUCCAUUAGACCUGGAAGCCCCCAAAAGGUGGACUCAGUCCCAAUGCCAACUCCGUAUCGCACGGGUAGAAUCCCGCCAGCGACGGAGCAUACUGGAUGGAUACCCCCAGGACCUUGGACUUCCUUACCUUACACCCGCUCCAGUAUGCAUGAAUCCCGUUUUGCUAAAUCUCGUCUUAUUGUUUUCAAGGAGCCAACGCCUGCACUGGUCUUCCCUCGCCGCCAACCACGUGAACGACCGACCGCACUCCCUCGACUCCCCGAUGUCAGCCAUCUAGCCGUUGAUUUGAACUCGAAUGCCGACUAUGUGGUACUGGUCUCGAUGUACGAAGUGUAUAAUGACCGCAUCUUUGACCUACUGUGCCCUGCCAUAACUCCAGGCCAGGGGAACACAAUGUCCCGUGGAAACAACCAAAAAGAUCGCCGUCGUCCCCUAUUAUUCAAGCCCACUGAAGGAUCUCCUGAUCGAAAGAUAGUUGCAGGUCUCCGAAAAAUUGCCUGUAGCAGCUAUGAAGAAGCACUGGCCAUUUUAGAUGUUGGUUUGACAGAGCGCAAAGUGACAGGCACAGGAGCGAAUAGUGUUAGCUCUCGAAGCCAUGGUUUCUUCUGUCUCGAGGUCAAGAAACUCACUCACAACAAACGAUACGGGGAAGCCACUUGGGUAGGAAAUACUCUCACAGUUGUCGACUUAGCAGGAUCCGAACGUGCAAGAACUGCAAAGACAGCCGGUGCAACCCUUGCGGAAGCUGGUAAAAUUAACGAAAGUUUGAUGUACCUUGGCCAAUGUCUUCAAAUGCAGAGUAACUUGCAAGACGGCAUCAAGACCGCCCUUGUUCCUUAUCGCCAAUGCAAGCUCACUGAACUCCUGUUUUCAAAUUCUUUCCCGACUACUCAUCAGAUGUCUCGCGGUCACCAUCCCCAAAAGGCCAUCAUGAUUGUCACUGCCGAUCCUCUAGGGGACUUCAACGCUACUUCCCAAAUUCUACGCUAUUCCGCACUGGCUCGUGAAGUCACUGUACCUCGAGUCCCGUCAGUGACAGAGUCAAUUAUCUCUGCAAUCACCGCACGAGAUCGUUCUAUCAGUGGGCGUACAUCACCCAAUGACGUGCCGGCACAAUCAGAAGAGCUCGAGAGGGCCCUGGCAGAAAUUCAGCGACUCACAAAGGAUUGCCACGGUCUUGCUGUGCGUUUGGCCGAAGAAGAAAUUGUUCGUUCCGAAACAGAGAUUAGACUGGCGGCUUCCGAAGAGAGAUCCCUAGACAUUGAACAGGAAGUUCGUGAGGAAUGUUGGGCUGAGAUGGACGACAUGAUGGAGGUAGAGCGAAGACGCUGGCAAAGUGCCAUGGACGAACAGAUUGGUCGAAAUGAUGACCACGUUGAUCGAAAGAUCGAGCUGGUUUCGCGUGGAUUCAACAUUUUUGAAGAUCCGGAGACACCCCCAGAUGCCAGAGUUGAGGAGCUUGAAGAGGAGAACGAGCAGCUUCGCCGUCGCAUCGCUGCCCUUGAGCGCGAAAUGCAUUCUCAUUCCCCAACCAGAAAGCCCAGGACAAAGAUCGCAACCCCUAACCCUGCAUCUAACUUGCGUGCCCGGGAGAGCGACAUUGAGAAUGCUUUACAACGCAUGAACCAGCUCAACCUUACUGAUACUAUGUUCUCUCCCGCCACUCCAAGCUCUUCGCCGGGCAAGAAACAGCGCAAGUUGGGAACGAGGAAGCUGGAUUUGGGUUCGGAGUUUGAUAUCUAG
Penicillium verhagenii is the source of this 2442-nucleotide messenger RNA. RefSeq lists its product as uncharacterized. Bases 1 to 2442 code for a protein of 813 amino acids. The record is from RefSeq and is a predicted model, not a curated record. Gene Ontology annotation, molecular function: microtubule binding; ATP hydrolysis activity; microtubule motor activity. Lineage: Eukaryota; Fungi; Ascomycota; Eurotiomycetes; Eurotiales; Aspergillaceae. Gene Ontology annotation, cellular component: microtubule; nucleus; kinesin complex. Gene Ontology annotation, biological process: microtubule-based movement. The transcript has 3 exons.